AUGGUCACUAGUAACGAUGUGGAACUGGGGGGCAGGGGGGCAGCGAUGGCGGGGCGCGGCGCGCGCUGGCGGCUGGCGGCGGCGCUGGCGGCGGGCGCGCUGCUGCUGUGGGCGUGGCGCGGGGGCGCGCGGCCGGCCGGCGCGCAGCUGCGGCGCCAGCUGGACGCGCCCGUGGAGGGCCGCGAGCUGCCGCUCAUCUUCAUCGGCGGGGUGCCGCGCUCCGGCACCACGCUCAUGCGCGCCAUGCUGGACGCGCACCCCGACGUGCGCUGCGGCCAGGAGACGCGCGUGGUGCCGCGCAUCCUGCAGAUGCGCCAGCACUGGAUGCGCUCGCCCAAGGAGAGCGUGCGCCUCGAGCAGGCGGGCGUGUCCAAGUCCGUGUUGGACAACGCCAUCGCCGCCUUCUGUCUCGAGGUGAUCGUGCGUCACGGCGACACCGCCGCGCGACUCUGUAACAAGGACCCGCUCGUACUCAAAAUGGGCACCUAUGUGCUGGAGUUGUUCCCCAACGCCAAGUUUCUGUUCAUGGCGCGAGACGGCCGCGCCACCGUGCACUCCAUUAUCACUCGUAAGGUGACCAUCACUGGGUUCGAUCUGACGAGCUAUCGGCAAUGCCUGACCAAAUGGAACCACGCGGUAGAGAUGAUGUAUCAACAGUGCAAAGCGAUGGGCACUGACAAGUGCUUGCUGGUGCGCUACGAGGCAUUGGUGCUGCGGCCGCGUGAGACGAUGCGCCAGGUGCUCGAAUUCUUGCAGCUGCCCUGGGACGAAGCCGUCCUGCACCACGAACGCUACAUCAAUCAGCCCAACGGCGUUGCGCUUUCCAACGUGGAGCGCUCGUCGGACCAGGUGGUGCGGCCCGUGAACCUGGACGCGCUGGACAAGUGGGUGGGGCAGAUCCCGGCCGACGUGCGCGCCGACAUGGCGGAGCUGGCGCCCAUGCUGUCGGUGCUGGGCUACGACCCGUGGGCCAACCCGCCGCGCUACGAGGCCACGGCCGACGCGGCGCCCGCGCCCGCGCCCGACAAGCGCCCGCCCUAG
Molecule: messenger RNA, 1041 nt
Organism: Arctia plantaginis
Lineage: Eukaryota; Metazoa; Arthropoda; Insecta; Lepidoptera; Erebidae
Source: the annotation of a GenBank genome assembly